Molecule: messenger RNA, 2360 nt
Organism: Corticium candelabrum
Lineage: Eukaryota; Metazoa; Porifera; Homoscleromorpha; Homosclerophorida; Plakinidae
Exons: 3
Coding region: 55-2178 (707 amino acids)
Molecular function (GO): protein binding
Source: RefSeq, a predicted model, not a curated record
GACUGCAAACCGAAAGUCUAAUAAACGUGUACUCUUGUUACAAAAAGACACGAUAUGAAGUCGCAACUGCGAAGUAGCGGUGAAGUGAAAUUUCAUCGUGUAUGUCAAGACGAUCAUCCAGAUGACGUCUUACAUGUCUACGAACAGAGCAGUGACGAUGAAACUGGAGGUCAACUCAACUAUGAAAACGAUCAAGUACAAUUGCUAGCAGACACGGAGAUUAGAUUGGCGGGACGCUUAGAACGGUCUAGAUGCAAGAGUGGCGAUGCAAAACACACGUUACCGUUUAUUCGCAGACUUGGUGUUGUGCUGUUUAUUCUGCUUAUUAUUGGCUGUGUAAUUGCGGCAAUUCUUCUUUCUGCACAUUCAACCGGUCGUUCAUCUAACACUCUGAUGAGACGUUUACCGACACUCUCACUUCUCAACAGAUUUUGUUCAGACAGCAGACCCCUCAACAUCACUACACAUACUUACACGAGUAAUAAGAAGGUUGAAACUUGCUCUGGUUUUAGUCUCAAGCCAGUGUGGCAUACCCACUAUAUCAACUUGUCUUCUAGCUCAGCAGUACGAUUUGUUGACGUCAACUGUGAUGGGAUUCUUGAUGUUAUUGUGGGGUUUACGUCAGCUCUGGAAUGGUCCAAUGAAAUGGGUUACAACGAGUUGCUGGAGUGUCUUAGAGCAAGUACAAAGCUACCAGACUACUGUUAUGCCGGGAUCAUGGCCUUAGAUGGAAUCACAGGAAAGAAAUUAUGGACACGGAGCUCAACUCACGAAGUGUUUGCAAUACAGUGCUCUGUCGACAUUAAUAGUGACGGAUUUCUGGAUUGCUUUGCUGCUGGAAGAGGUGGUGUUUUGUUUAGUGUUGAAGCUAGAAAUGGCAAUUUUCUAUGGAUGAGUGAUAACAGAGUAACGAAUUACUCAUGGAACUUUUUAACACCUCAAGUUGUUAGAGAUUUUGAUAAUGAUGGCAUAAAUGAUAUUGUGGUUAGUCAUGGAGGAGACAGACGGUAUCUUGAGGAGCAGGGUCAUCGAGGAGUAGGAUUACUUUUGCUCCUUUCUGGUCGAACCGGAAAGGCUCUAUCUGUCAUUGACAUGCCAGACAGCCAUGAGACUUACAUGUCACCUAUCAUACACCAAAGGGCUGAUGGGAAAAAAUGGGUUUUAUUUGGCUCGGGUGGUGAGACAGUAGUUGGCAGCUUGUGGUCAGUGGAGUUGGAGGAAUUUGCCCAACUUGGGCUUAAGUACAAGAAAACUUGGGAAAGUGUUGAUGCUCAAACUGCUAAUAUUGUUACUGUUGUGAAGGGUAGAGACAAGGGGGCUAGUAAUCCGCCCACAUUAGUUGAUUUAAACAGUGAUAGCAUACUAGACAUUGUUAUGCCCAUGUUUGACGGUCAAGUGCUAGCCUUCAAUGGCAUUGAUUACACCAUUUUGUGGUCAGUUGAUUUUGGAAAGGCAGAGUCUUAUGUGUAUCCAUGCAUUGGGCUGUUUAAUAGUGAUGCUGUUCCUGAUGUGGCAGUUAUAUACCAGGAGGGAGAUGUUGGUGAAUAUGAUAAAACUGUUGUAGCCGUUCUUGAUGGAAAGACUGGCAAGUUUCUCUACCGUAGCAAAACUAAUGUUGGACUAGGAACUGCAUCAGCUCCUUUGGCUGUGCACAUGCUGCAGGGUAAUGAUUGGAUCAUUUACUGGAAAGGUAAAGAACAAGCUACUCGUGCUUUUAAAACGGUAGGUAAUGGCCACCAAUACAGUCGACGACAUGAAGAUGAAAAUGUUUAUGACAUAAAAACCAACAACAUACAACUAUUUGCCAAAACUUUGCAGUUUGAAGGUGAAGGCCAGAUGCUUAUGGAACUAGAAACAGGAGUUCAUAGUGGUCAUGUCUUUGGAUUCAACUUCACUUUUACCAAGGAGUUUAGCUUGCUCAGUACUCCAAGCAUUGCUGACCUGGAUAAUGACGGAGUACUUGAUUUUGUUCUUCCCAUGAGUAGAAAGGCAUGCUUUCUUCCAAGUAACUACAAAUCUCUUGAAAUGUCACAGUUUGAUAUCAUGAAAAUGUGCCAUGGAACUGUACUUGAGAUACACAGAAUGAAAAUGGAAAGUGAUUGUCCAGUUGCAUCUAGUUUACAGCAAGCUUGGCUAAGCUAUCUGGGUACAUAUGGAGAUGGAGUGUACAUGUUCUAACAACUGCAAUGUAGUUGAGACCUUUUUAGCUAAAUUUUGCACCAUUCUGCUAGAAGUAUUUUGUUAGUGGUAGUUGGGCCAUUCAAUUUUAUUGCAUUGUAUUAGAUAUUCAUGUUUCUAAUUUUGUCAUUCUAUUGACCUUUAGGGUUGUAGGACAAUAGUAAGACAUGCUCUCCAGUAAG